CCGGCCCCGCCGUCAUGGCGGAGGAGCGCGGCUGCUGCGCGGUGACCGUCUCCGGCCCCGCCGUCACUCAGCCCGGCCCCGGCGGCUCCGGCAGCUGCAGCGGGGUGGUGCUGAGCCGGCAGCCCGGGCUGGUGCUGUGCCACGCCGCCGUCUUCGCUCCCUUCGUGCGGGCCGGGCCGCAGGCCUGGGCGCAGCCCCGCGCCCUGCCUCCCGACGCGGUGCGGGGCGGGCUGCGCAUCGCCGCGCUGCAACCGCCGGCCCGGGGCUUGGGCGGCGGGUACAGGAGGCACGAAGCCCGGCUCCUGGCGCUGGUGCCUUGCGGAGCCUUCCGGCAGGCGGUGGCCCAGGCGCUGGGCCCGGCGGAGGAGCCGUGGCGGUUCGGCGGGAAGGAGGAGGAGGAGGAGGAGGGCGGGCGGCAGGCCCUGCACUGGUUCGCCUGGCUGCGGGUGCCCGGGCUGGACUCUGCCGAGGGCGGCUGGACGGCCCGGGCUGACGCCGGCGGCCUGCGAAAGGGUGAGGUGCUGCUGGCCUGCGGGUCCCCUUUCGGUGCCCUGUGCCCGGACCUCUUCCUCAACACGCUGAGCAGAGGGGUGGUCAGUAACCUGGCCGGGCGGCAGAACGCUCUCAUCCUGACCGACGCCCGCUGCCUGCCCGGCACCGAGGGCGGCGGGGUUUUCCUGCCCUCGCCCGACGGGCCGCGCCUGGUGGCGGUCAUCGCCGCUUCCUUCUGCUGGAAGGGAGCCGAGUGGGUCGGGCUCACCUUGCUCUGCUCCCUCAGCGCCAUCCUGCGCAGCAGCGCCCGCCUGCUGGAGGAAGCCGGGCUGCGGGUGCCGCCGCCGGGGGAUGGGAGGCUGGCGGGGAUGCAGGCGGGGGCCGGGCAGGACCCCCUGGGCUGGGCGGUGCUGGUGGAGUGCGGGGCAGCCUGGGGGUCGGGGGUGCUGCUGACCCCCCGCCUGCUCCUCACCUGCCGGCACGUGUUGGAGGCGGGGGGCCCGCCCCGUGUGACCCCGGCGCCUGGCCCCGGCCGGGUUGCCACCGGCCUGGAGGGGCGCGUGGUGUUUGCCACCGAGGAGUCCUCCCCCUUUGACGUGGCGGUGGUGGAGCUGGAGGGGAGCGUGCCGGGCUUCUCCCCCCCCCGCCUGGCAGACACCUUCCUCCCCGGAGAGGAAGUGAGCGUGGUGGGCUUCGGAGCGCUGGGGAGGGCGUGCGGGCCCUCGGUGACAGCGGGGGUCCUGUCGUCCGUGGUGGCAGUGGCCGGGCACCCCGUCAUGCUGCAGACCACCUGCGCUGUCCACGGGGGCUCCAGCGGUGGCCCCCUCAUCUCCUCCCGCAGCGGGUGCCUCCUGGGGAUUGUGGCCAGCAACGCCCGGGACACCGGCGCCGGGGCUACCUACCCCCACCUCAACUUCUGCAUCCCCAUCAGCGUCCUGCAGGGCCCCAUCGAGCGGUACCGCCGCACCGGGGACCCCGCUGCCUUUGCCGAGCUGAACCGGGCGGGCCAGGGGGUGCGGGCAGCCUGGCGGCUCCAGCGGCAGCCGGGACCCCCCAGCAAGCUCUGAGCCCUGCCCUCGGGGGGCAGGGGGGGGGGCUGGACAUAGGAUUGGGCUGCCACAUCCCCUCUGUGGGCCCGCUGGUGUCAGGGCU
Messenger RNA from Apus apus (common swift), 1644 nucleotides. RefSeq names its product trypsin like peroxisomal matrix peptidase 1 (gene TYSND1). The record is from RefSeq and is a predicted model, not a curated record. Gene Ontology annotation, molecular function: serine-type endopeptidase activity. Gene Ontology annotation, cellular component: peroxisome. NCBI's taxonomy places the organism in Eukaryota, Metazoa, Chordata, Aves, Apodiformes, Apodidae. Gene Ontology annotation, biological process: regulation of fatty acid beta-oxidation; protein processing.